AACUCGAGCAGCGUCGCUCUGCUGCACAAACACCUCCAGCUGCUGCUGCCUCACGCCACAGACAUCUUCUCCAGAUCAGCAGCUCUGAUCAAAGAAAGCUCCUGGAACGGCAGCAUCCGAGAGAAGCUGCAAGAUGUGAUCUACGUGUCGGCGGCCGGCAGCAUGCUGUGUCAGAUCGUCAACUCUCUGCUGCUGCUGCCGGUGUCGGUGGCCAGGCCUCUGCUGAGCCACCUGCUGGACCUGCUGCCUCCUCUGGACCGGCUGAACCGGCUGCUGCCCGCCGCCUCGCCGCUGGAGGACCAGGAGCUGCAGUGGCCGCUGCACGGUACGUCGGACUUUGCGGAGCCGGCCUCGGGGAUGUCCCUGCCCCAGCCAGCCCUGUCCUGGGUCUGGCUGGUGGACCUGGAGAGGACGGUGGCCCUGCUGGUCGGACGCUGCCUCGGCGGGAUGCUGCAGGGAGCCCCGACCUCACUGGAGGAGCAGGACACCGCCUACUGGUUAAAGACGCCGCUGUUCAGCAACGGCCUGGAGAUGGACAUCCCUCAGCUAGACACCUGCAUCAGCUCCCUACUGGAAGCCGCUCUGUCCGGCAACGAGGAGCAGAAGCCCUUCGACUGCACGCUGCGUCCUGACCUGAGCGUCCUGGUGGAUCUGGCUCUGGGCUCGUCUAAGGAACCGGCCAACAGCCUCUGGAUCAACAUGCAGGACUACGCCAUCAGCAAAGACUGGGACAACGCGUCUCUCAGUAACGAGUCCCUGCUGGACACCGUGUCCAGGUUUGUGUUGGCAGCAUUGCUGAAGCAUACGGGGCUGCUGGGCCAAGCCUGCGGAGAAGGAAGGUACCAGCCGUCCAAGUCUCUGGCCGAAGUGUACCGCAGCGUCUACAAGGUACGGAACCGGCUGCUGGCCUGUAAGAACAUGGACUUCAUCCAGACCAGGUCUUCUUCCCGAGAGAGGAGGAUCUCAGACAACCAGGACUCCCUGGACAUGGACCCUCAGGAACAUUCGUUCACCAGAACCAUCGACGAGGAGGCUGAGCUGGAGGAGCGAGCUGACCGCGAGCGAGAGGAGGGUCACCAGGAGCAGGACGACGAGGAGGAGGACCGGGAGCACGAAGUGAUGACGGCCGGAACGCGGGAGGUGGCUCGCAGCCGGGACCGUGAGCGGGCCAGCAGCAGCACCGGGCUCGGUUCUGGCUCCGUCUCCCGGAGCGGCGGCGGAGGAGGCGGGGACGAGGAUGCCAUCUUGUCCCAGGAGGGCCGACGGGGCAGCACCGGCCUCCCAGAGGGACAGGACCUGUACACCGCCGCCUGCAACUCCGUCAUCCACCGCUGUGCGCUGCUGGUUCUGGGAGUCAGCCCGGUUCUGGGGGAGCUCACCAAGCAGAACCAGGAGGACGGACAGGCCCAGAGCACUACAGGAACCCAGGAGUGUCUGAGCUUCAUGACCAGAAGUGAGAGUCUGAGUGCAGAGAGCCGCUCGGUCCAGAGCAGCCCCAGCUACCGGCUGAUGAAGUCCAGGAGCGAGUCUGACCUGUCCCAGCCGGAGUCGGACGAAGAGGGUUACACUCUGAGCGGACGCAGGAACGUCGACCUGGACCUGGCGUUUUCCCACAAAAAACGAGGCCUCCUCCACAGCUCGCCGGACUCUCUGGCCGAGUCCUGGUUCCGAGCCAAGCUGAGCCGCCAGCGCAGCUACAGCUCGGCCCACUCGUACGAGGAGUCGGACCUGGACCUGAGCCGCUCCCUGGGCAUCCACGCCCUUAUCGACAACAUGGUCAGCUUCAUCAGCGGCGACGUGGGCCUGGCGCCGGCCUUCAAGGAGCCCGAGGAGAGCAUGUCCACCAGCCCUCAGGCCACCAUCCUGGCCAUGGAGCAGCAGCAGAGCAGGGCGGAGCUGCGGCUGGAGGCGCUCCACCAGAUCGUGGUGCUGAUCUCCGGCAUGGAGGAGAAGGGCAGCCAGCCGGGCGGCGCCGACCGGUCCAGCAGCGCCUUCCAGUCCUCCUCCCUGCUCACCUCCGUCAGGCUGCAGUUCCUGGCCGGCUGCUUCGGACUCGGCACCGUCGGAACCGGAGGCCUGAAGAGGGAGAGCGUCCAGCUGCACCACUACCAGGACGGCGUGAAGGCAGCAAAGAGGAGCCUCCAGAUGGAGAUCCAGACGGCCGUCCACAAGAUCUACCAGCAGCUGUCGGUCACGCUGGAGAGAGCUCUGCAGGCCAAUAAGCACCACAUAGAGGCUCAGCAGCGCCUCCUGCUGGUGACGGUGUUCGCCCUCAGCGUGCGGUACCAGCCGGUGGACGUCUCUCUGGCCAUCUCCAGUGGGCUGCUCAAUGUCCUGUCCCAGCUGUGCGGUACUGAAACCAUGCUGGGUCAGCCUCUGCAGCUGCUGCAGAAGCCCGGCGUGUCUCAGCUCAGCACGGCGCUGAAGGUGGCGUCGACCCGCCUGCUGCAGAUCCUCGCCAUCAGCACCGGGACAUACGCAGACAAGCUGAGUCCCAAGGUGGUCCAGUCGCUGCUGGACCUGCUGUGCAGCCAGCUGAAGAACCUGCUGUCUCAGGCCGGAGUCAGCGUCCUGUCUGCAGGGAAGGACCAGGAGGACACCAAGCACGAGGACGGCGCCGACUCCGAGAAGAAAGACCUGAGAGCGCUGAUCCGGAAGCAGCACACGGCCGAGCUGCACCUCGGAGACUUCCUGGUCUUCCUGAGGAGGGUCGUGUCCUCCAAGGCCAUCCAGUCCAAGAUGGCCUCCCCGAAGUGGACCGAGGUUCUGCUCAACAUCGCGGCCCAGAAGUGCUGCUCAGGCGUCCCGCUGGUGGGGAACCUGAGGACCCGGCUGCUGGCGCUCCACGUCCUGGAGGCCGUCCUGCCGGCCUGCGAGGCCAACAUGGAGGACGACCAGAUGACCCAGGUGGUGGAGCGGCUCUUCUCUCUGCUGUCGGACUGCAUGUGGGAAGCUCCCAUCGCUCAGGCCAAACACUCGAUCCAGAUCAAGGAGAAGGUCCAGGAGCUGAAGCUGCAGGGAGACGCCGAGGAGGAGGACGAGAACCUGCCCAUCCAGGAGGUGUCCUUCGACCCGGAGAAGGCCCAGUGCUGCGUGGUGGAGAACGGCCAGGGCCUGACGCACGGCAGCGGGGGGAAAGGCUACGGCCUGGCCUCCACCGGCAUCUCCUCCGGCUGCUACCAGUGGAAGUUCUACAUCGUGAAGGAGAACCGAGGCAACGAGGGCACGUGUGUCGGCGUGUCGCGGUGGCCCGUUCACGACUUCAACCACCGCACCACGUCGGACAUGUGGCUGUACCGAGCCUACAGCGGGAACCUCUACCACAACGGGGAGCAGACGCUGACGCUGAGCAGCUUCACUCAGGGAGACUUCAUCACCUGCGUGCUGGACAUGGAGGCCAGGACCAUCUCCUUCGGCAAGAACGGGGAGGAGCCCAAGUUGGCCUUUGAGGAUGUGGACGCCACAGAACUUUACCCCUGCGUGAUGUUCUACAGCAGUAACCCUGGAGAGAAGGUGAAGAUCUGUGAUAUGCAGAUGAGGGGAACACCUCGGGACCUCCUCCCUGGAGACCCGGUCUGCAGCCCGAUGGCCACGGUUCUGGCCGAGGCCACCACGCAGCUGAUCCGCAUCCUGCACCGCACUGACCACUGGACCCACCGUAUCAACAAGACCAUGGUGGAGCGGCUCCACAAGAUCAAGCCCUGCUUCAGGGAGACGGCCGGUGCCUCGGCCGGCGGCGGCCAGCGGCUGAAGAAGAGCCGCUCGGUCCAGAGCCGCGAGGAGCACGACGCCCAGAGAGACACCCAGGAGACAGGCGGCCGGACGGAGGAGGAGCGAGGGCGCCACGGCCGGCAGCACGGCCUGGGCGAGCUGUCGGAGCUGCACCUCCGCACGCUCUGCACCGACGUCUGGCCGGUGCUGGCCGUCAUCGGCGGCGUGGACGCCGGGCUCCGGGUCGGCGGCAGGUGUGUCCACAAGCAGACGGGCCGACACGCCACCCUGCUGGGCGUGGUGAAGGAGGGCAGCACCUCGGCCAAGGUCCAGUGGGACGAAGCCGAGAUCACCAUCAGUGACACUCCUCUGUACAACCUGGAGCCGUGCGAGCCGCUGCCCUUCGACGUGGCCCGUUUCCGCGGGCUGACCGCCUCGCUGCUGCUGGACCUCACCUACCUGACCAGCAUCCACGAGGAGACGGCCGCCAAGCUGAGCGCCCGCCGCCACGAGAAGAAGCAUCGCAACGCCGCGUCCACCGGACACGAGCCGAGCGGCGGCGAGGAGAAGGCCGACGGCGAGAACCAGAAGGAGAGCUCCGGGUCGGCCCCGAGCGCCACCGCCUCCGACCUGAGGGUCUCCCACAGCCUGGACGAGGUCAAAGCUCAUGUGGCGCCCAACUCCAAGUCCGAGAGCGAGAUCUCGUCGGUGGCCGGCGGCGGAGGCGGCAGCGAGGCCCUGUUCAGCUCGGCCGCUCACGCCCCCGCAGACGGCGGCAGGAAGAAGGGCCACGACCACGGCUCCCGCGGCCACGAGCCGUCGGCCUCCUCCGUGGCCACCCAGUCGGAGGUCCACGCCGUGCAGCUGUCCUACCUCUACCUGGGCGCCAUGAAGACGCUCAGCGCUCUGCUGAGCUGCAGCAAGUACGCCGAGCUGCUGCUCAUCCCCAAGGUGUUACCAGAAGCAGCAGCCAGCGGCCACAACGCCGACCUGAACGCCGGCACCAGCGGCAGCGCCGGCGCCACGUCGCCCGUCUGCCAAGAGGAGGUGGAGAUGAGGGCGGCGCUGCAGUUCCUGAUGCGCCACAUGGUGAAGAGGGCGGUGAUGAGGUCCCCCAUCAAGAGGGCGCUGGGCCUGGCCGACCUGGAGCGAGCUCAGGCCAUGAUCUACAAGCUGGUGGUGAACGGGCUGCUGGAGGAGCCCAAUGGAGGCAAGACCAAGCCAGGGGUGAGGACCGAGCCGGAGGGUGAGGGGGAGGGACCGGAGGGGGAGCAGCUGGCCCAGACCCCGGUCACCACCAGCCCCUCGGCCUCCAGCACCACCUCCUUCAUGAGCUCCUCCCUGGAGGACACCACCACAGCCACCACGCCCGUCACCGACACCGAGACCGUCCCGGCCACCGAGUCUCCGGGCGUGAUGCCGCUCAGCCUGCUCAGACAAAUGUUCUCCAGCUAUCCCACCACCACGCUGGUUCCGACCCGCCGGGCCCAGACUCCUCCGGUGUCAUCGCUGCCGACGUCACCGUCGGACGAGGUGGGCCGCCGGCAGAGCCUCACGUCCCCCGACUCCCAGCCGACCAGACCCCAGAACAGGACCGGUACCUCUCUGUCCGACCCCAGCAGCCGCCUGUCCACGUCUCCGCCUCCGCCCGCCAUCGCGGUUCCUCUGCUGGAGAUGGGCUUCUCCCUGAGGCAGAUCACCAAAGCUCUGGAGGCCACGGGCGCUCGAGGAGAAGCCGACGCCCAGAACAUCACCGUCCUCGCCAUGUGGAUGAUCGAGCACCCGGGAACCGAGGACGAGCACGACGAGCCUCACACCCGGGGCGGCAGCGUGGGCGGCGACGGCGGCUCCGACUCCUCGUGUCCCGGAGCGACCGCCUCGGCCGGAGGGAAGAGCCUGGACCGGAGCUCGUACCUGUGCUCGCCCGGAGACAUCGCCAGCGCCGACGCCUCCGAGAUGGAGGAGGGCUUCAGCGAGAGUCCGGAGGGUUUGGACCAGGACAGCGCUUCGGCCUCCAGCGGCGCCCCCCUCAGAGGUCGGUCCGCGGUCGGCAGGAAGCACCGCUUCGACCUGGCUGCUCGCACUCUGCUGGCCCGGGCAGCCGGGCUGUACCGCUCGGUGCAGGCCCACCACAGCCAGUCCCGGCGCGAGGUGUCGUCGCUGCAGCAGCAGCAGGACCCGGGCGCCCUGUACGACUUCAACCUGGACGAGGAGCUGGAGAUGGACCUGGACGAGGAGACCAUGGAGGCCAUGUUCGGCCAGGACCUGGCCAGCGACACCGACAUUCUGGGAAUGUGGAUCCCGGAGGUACUGGACUGGCCAACAUGGCACGUGUGUGAGACCGACGACCGGGACGAGGUGGUGGUGUGCGAGCUGUGCGAGGCCAACGUGGCCAACUUCAACCAGCACAUGAAGAAGAGCCACCCGGGCUGCGGGCGCAGCGCCAACCGCCAGGGUUACCGCAGCAACGGCUCCUACGUGGACGGCUGGUUCGGCGGCGAGUGCGGCAGCGGCAACCCCUACUACCUGCUGUGUGGAGGCUGCCGGGAGAAGUACCUGGCCAUCAAGAGCAAGGCCAAGGUGCCUGUCGUGGAGAGGUAUAAAGGUCAGGCUCCGGACCUGCUGGGGAAGCAGGACAGCGUCUACGAAGAGGACUGGGACAUGCUGGACGUGGACGAGGACGAUAAGCUGACCGGCGAGGAGGAGUUCGAGCUGCUGGCCGGGCCGCUGGGCCUGAGCGAGCGCCGCAUCGUACCGGAGGCGGUCCAGUUCCCCGACAGCGACCCGCUCGGGGCCUCCGUCGCCAUGGUGACGGCCACCAACAGCAUGGAGGAGACGCUGCUGCAGAUCGGCUGCCAGACGUCGGUGGAUAAGAGCUCUUCGGGCAGAGUGACGCUCGGCGAGCAGGCGGCCGCCCUGCAGAACCCCCACGACCGGGUCAUGGCGCUGAGGAGGGUGACGGCUGCAGCUCAGGUGCUGCUGGCCAGAACCAUGGUGAUGAGAGCGCUGUCGCUGCUGUCUGUCAGCGGGUCCAGCUGCAGCCUGGCAGCAGGCCUCGAGUCUCUGGGUCUGACCGACAUCAGGACUUUGGUCCGGCUCAUGUGUCUGGCGGCGGCGGGUCGGGCCGGGCUCUCCACCAGCCCCACGGCCAGUUCCGGUCACGCUGAGAGGCCCAGAGGAGCCGCCAAGGCCAGCAAGCCCAUCUCCUGCCUGGCCUACCUGAGCACCGCCGUGGGCUGCCUGGCCUCCAACAGCCCCAAUGCCGCCAAGCUGCUGGUGCAGCUCUGCACCCAGAACCUGAUUUCUGCGGCGACCGGCAUGAACCUGACCACGGUGGACGACCCCAUCCAGAGGAAGUUCCUGCCCAGCUUCCUGCGAGGCGUUGCCGAGGAGAACAAGCUGGUCACGUCGCCCAACUUCGUGGUGACCCAGGCGCUGGUGGCGCUGCUGGCCGACAAGGGCGCCCGGCUGCGACCCGCCUACGACAAGGCCGACAUGGAGAAAAGAGGGCCUCUGGAGCUGGCCAACGCUCUGGCGGCCUGCUGCCUGUCGUCGCGGCUGUCGUCGCAGCACCGUCAGUGGGCGGCGCAGCAGCUGGUCCGGACGCUCGCCGCCCACGACCGCGACAACAACCAGAGCCGCCCGCAGACCUUCGCCGACAUGGCGGGGGACCUGCGGAAGUGUUCCUUCAUCAAGCUGGAGGCUCACCAGAGCAGGGUCAUCACAUGCGGCUGGUGCAGUAAAAAAGGCCUGCUGGCGACCAGCGGCAACGACGGGACGGUCCGGGUUUGGAACGUGACCAAGAACCAGUACACGCUGCAGCAGACCUGCAUCUUCAACAAGGACGAUGGAUCUUCAGAGGAGGGCAUGUCUGGUCUGGGUUCUCCCAGUGAUCCCUGUCUGUCCCCUCUGGCCUGGAGCGUCACCGGCCGGUACCUGGCGUCGGCCAUGGAGAAGAUGGUCAACAUCUGGCAAGUCAACGGCGGUAAAGGCCUCCUGGACGUCCAGCCUCACUGGGUGUCGGCGCUGGCCUGGCCCGAGGAGGAAGCCGAGUCGCUGUGGUGCGGCGAGCCCAAAGACAUGCUGCUGGUGGGCCGCAUGGACGGGACGCUGGGCCUGAUUGAGGUCCUGGACACGUCCAGCAUGCACCGCACCGAGCUGGAGCACUGCUACCGGAAGGACGUGGCCGUGAUGCACAUCGCCUGGUACAGCGAGGACAAGCCCUUCGCCGUCGGCUACGCAGACGGAAAACUGCUGAUCGGGUCCAAAGAGCCGCUGGAGAAAGGAGCCAUCGUGGUCAUCGACGCCCACAAGGAGUCCAUCACCAGUAUGCGCUGGAGUCCUUCGGGUCAGAUCCUGCUGACUUGUGCCAAAGAGGAGACGGUGAAGCUGUGGGCCAGUCCCGACUCCGGCUCCGGUUCCGGCUGGCGCUGCCUGCAGAGCCUCAGACACCCGUCGGUGGUGAACGGAGUGGCCUGGUGCAGCCUGUCUGGACGAGGCCCGAAGCCCCUCAGCAUGUUGGCCGCGUGCUGCCAGAACGGGCUGGUCUCCGUCUGGACGGUCCCUCAAGAAAUAUCCAACUUCCCAGAAUCCUCCUCGUCCGACUCGGAGGGAUGGUGGGAGGCCGAGGCGAAGCCCAAACUGAUGUCUUCCCGGUGGUCCGAGGACGGGGCCACGUGUGUUUUCCAGCUGAAGGGCCACAUCACUCCGGUCCGGACUCUGGCCUUCAGCCCGGACGGCCUGGCGCUGGUGUCCGGAGGCGUCGGCGGCCUCAUGAAUAUCUGGUCUCUGCGGGACGGCUCGGUGCUGCAGACCGUCGUGGCCGGGUCCGGCGCCAUCCAGAACAUCGUCUGGAUCCCAGAUGUGGGCGUCGCCGUCUGCUCCAACAGGUCCAAGGACGUGCUGGUGGUGAACUGCUCCAGAGAGUUCAUGGCGUCCAACCACGUGCUGGCGACGUGCCGCACGGCGCUGAAGAAGCAGGGCGUGGUCGGCCUCAACAUGGCGCCCUGCAUGAGGGCCUUCCUGGAGCGGCUGCCGGUGAUGCUGCAGGAGCAGUACGCCUACGAGAAGCCUCACGUCGUCUGUGGCGAGCAGCUCGUCCACAGCCCCUACAUGCAGUGUCUGGCCUCCCUGGCCGUCGGCCUGCACCUGGACCAGCUGCUGUGCCGCCCCCCGGUGCCGCCCACCCUCCGCCACUGCCCCCCAGAGUCCGGUACCGCCGUCUGGAGCGCCAGCGAGUGGGCCUGGCUCGACUGCUUCUCUACCACGGUGAAGGCGGCCGAGGCGCUGGCUCGAGGCGCCACCUUCCCCGAGGCCUUCUCCGUCCCCGACCUGGAGCCGGUGCCCAAAGACGAGAUGGUUCUGCUGAUGGACAACAGUAAAUGGGCGUCUGGGAUGGAUGAGCAGAUCAUGUCCUGGGCCACGUCCAGACCAGAGGACUGGCACCUGGGGGGGAAGUGUGACGUGUUUCUGUGGGGAGCAGGUCGACACGGUCAGCUGGCCGAGGCUGGAAGGAACAUCCUGGUACCGACCACGGCGCCGUCCUUCUCUCAGGCUCAACAGGUGGUCUGCGGUCAGAACUGCACCUUCGUGAUCCAACCCAACGGGACGGUUCUGGCCUGUGGAGAAGGAAGCUACGGUCGACUGGGUCAGGGCAACUCGGACGACCUGCAUGUUCUCACCGUCAUCUCAGCGCUGCAAGGUUUCGUGGUGACCCAGCUGGUGACGUCCUGCGGCAGCGACGGCCACUCCAUGGCGCUGACAGAGAGCGGCGAGGUGUUCAGCUGGGGAGACGGCGACUACGGCAAGCUGGGCCACGGGAACAGCGACCGCCAGCGCCGGCCGCGACAGAUUGAGGCGCUGCAGGGCGAGGAGGUGGUGCAGAUGUCCUGCGGCUUCAAACACUCGGCCGUGGUGACCGCCGACGGGAAGCUCUUCACGUUCGGUAACGGAGACUACGGCCGGCUGGGGCUGGGAAACACGUCCAACAAGAAGCUGCCGGAGAAGGUCACGGCUCUGGAGGGAUACCAAGUGGGACAGGUUGCUUGCGGUCUGAACCACACUCUGGUCGUCUCUGCUGACGGGAUGAUGGUUUGGGCCUUCGGUGAUGGAGAUUAUGGAAAACUGGGACUCGGUAACUCCACGGCCAAGUCCUCUCCUCAGAAAGUGGACGUGCUCUGUGGCAUCGGCAUCAAGAAAGUGGCCUGUGGGACUCAGUUCUCUGUGGCUUUAACCAAAGAUGGCAAAGUUUUCACGUUUGGUCAAGAUCGCCUCAUCGGCCUCCCAGAAGGUCGAGCCAGAAACCACAACCGACCCCAGCAGGUUCCGGCUCUGUCGGGGAUCCACAUCCAGGACGUGGCGGUCGGAGCCGAGCACACCCUGGUUCUGUCCUCCACCGGAGACGUCUACACCUGGGGCAGCAACUCGGAGGGACAGCUGGGUUUGGGCCACACCAACCACGUCAGAGAGCCCACGCUGGCGACGGCGCUGCAGGGGAAGAACAUCCACCAGAUCUCGGCCGGACGCUGCCACAGCGCUGCCUGGACGGCUCCGUCGGUACCGCCCCGAGCUCCAGGCUCCUCGGUGCCUCUGCAGCUCGGCCUGCCGGUGGCGGUUCCUCCUCAGUACAGCGGGCUGAAGGAGGUGAGCAUCGAGGCGGUCAGGGCUCGCCUUCGCCUCCUCUACCACUUCUCCGACCUCAUGUACUCGUCGUGGAGGCUGCUGAACCUCAGCCCCAACAACCAGAGCUGUACCUCCCACUACAACGCCGGGACCUGGGGCAUCGUCCAGGGCCAGCUCAGGCCCCUGCUGGCCCCCAGAGUUUACACCCUGCCCAUGGUCCGGUCCAUCGGUAAGACCAUGGUGCAAGGAAAGAACUACGGUCCCCAGAUCACCGUCAAACGGAUCUCCACACGGGGGCGUAAGUGCAAGCCGAUCUUCGUGCAGAUCGCCCGCCAGGUGGUGAAGCUGAACGCCUCCGACCUCCGGCUGCCCUCCAGGGCCUGGAAGGUCAAGCUGGUGGGGGAGGGGGCGGACGAUGCCGGGGGCGUGUUCGACGACACCAUCACUGAGAUGUGCCAGGAGCUGGAGACGGGGGUGGUCGACCUGCUCAUCCCCUCCCCCAACGCCACCGCCGAGGUCGGCUACAACAGGGACAGGUUCCUGCUGAACCCGUCGGCCUGCCUGGACGAACACAUGCUGCAGUUUAAGUUCCUGGGCAUCCUGAUGGGCGUGGCGAUCCGCACCAAGAAGCCUCUGGACCUCCACCUGGCGCCGCUGGUGUGGAAACAGCUGUGCUGCAUCCCGCUGCUGCUGGAGGACCUGGAGGAGGUGGACCUGCUCUAUGUGCAGACGCUCAAAAGCAUUCUUCACAUUGAAGACAGCGGCAUCACCGAGGAUAAUUUCCAUGAGAUGAUUCCUCUGGAUUCUUUCGUCGGGCAGAGUGCGGACGGUAAAAUGGUUCCCAUCAUCCCAGGAGGAAACAGCAUCCCGCUGACCUUCUCCAACAGGAAGGAGUACGUGGAGCGAGCCAUCGAGUACCGGCUGCACGAGAUCGACCGACAGGUGGCGGCGGUCCGGGAGGGGAUGUCCUGGAUCGUCCCGGUGCCGCUGCUGUCGCUGCUGACGGCGAAGCAGCUGGAGCAGAUGGUCUGCGGGAUGCCGGAGAUCUGCUGCGACGUCCUGAAGAAGGUGGUCCGGUACCGGGAGGUGGACGAGCAGCACGCCCUGGUCCAGUGGUUCUGGCAGACGCUGGAGGAGUUCUCCAACGAGGAGCGGGUUCUGUUCAUGCGCUUCGUGUCCGGACGCUCCAGACUUCCCGCCAACACGGCCGACAUCUCGCAGAGGUUCCAGAUCAUGAAGGUGGACCGGCCCUACGACAGCCUGCCCACCUCCCAGACCUGCUUCUUCCAGCUGCGCCUGCCGCCCUACUCCAGCCAGGCCGUCAUGGCCGAGCGGCUGCGCUACGCCAUCAACAACUGCCGCUCCAUCGACAUGGACAACUACAUGCUCUCCAGGAACGUGGACAACGCCGAGGGCUCGGACACGGACUACUGACACCAAACACAAACUGUGAACUCGCUCACGCAGGAAACUCGGGAGCCGACGGCCACUUUUUACUUCAUUUUAUGUCCUUUAAACAGCACAAGUUUCAUUUCUCUUUGUGGUUUAUUAGCAGUUUUUAAUGACACAGAAAUCCACACGAGAAGUGCAUUUAGUGUUUUGUUUUUUUCUUUACUCCACAUCCUAUUUUCAGGGUUUCUGCAUGGAGGUAAGUUUAUUUGUUUGGAGAUGUGUAUAGAGAUUAAACAGCAGGCGGCGGAGGGACGGGACGGAUAUUGUACAUUGUGUAAAAUGCUUCAUUAGGAAAAUGUUUUGCAUAAUAUCCAUAUUUAUUGUUUUCAUUGCCUACGCCGAGUUUCCCAAAGCAGAAAAACCGACAAUAAAUGCUGCAGAACUGA
This is a messenger RNA of Stegastes partitus (bicolor damselfish), 12170 nucleotides long. It is a transcript of the gene herc1, whose product is annotated as HECT and RLD domain containing E3 ubiquitin protein ligase family member 1. The record is from RefSeq and is a predicted model, not a curated record. Lineage: Eukaryota; Metazoa; Chordata; Actinopteri; Pomacentridae. The annotation marks the transcript as partial. Gene Ontology annotation, molecular function: ubiquitin-protein transferase activity; protein binding. The transcript is spliced from 64 exons.